AUGAAAGAGUCUUCUCCUUCUCGUCUUCGCAAGAACUGCUCAAACCCACCAAGAAAACUCAAGCUUGUUUGCAGUUUCAAUGGCGCAUUCCACCCCAGACCUCCUUCUGGAAAGCUUCGUUAUACUGGUGGCGAGACUCGUAUUAUAUCCGUUGAUAGAAACAUUGGGUUCUUGAAACUUCGGGCAAAGAUUGUGGAUCUUUGUCCAAACGUAAUGUCUUUUUGGUUGAAGUACCAGGUGGCUGUAGCUUACGUGGAUGUGCACAGGGGUUUGGUCGUGAUAGAAUCGAAUGAGGAUGUCAAGUGCAUGGUGGAAGAGUACGAGAAGCUGGAGUUGUACGGUAAGAGAGCAAGGCUUUGGGUUUUUGUUUGUAGUAAUGGGCUUGAAGGGCAUUUUUAUAAGGGUCAGGUUGAUGAUAAAGUGACAAAGAAUGUGGGGAAUGGUGGUAAUGGUUUAAGGUACGGUGAUGAUUCUUUAAGAAAAAUGGUUUUGAAACAGCAGUUAUUGGCUAAACAGACGGGUAGAAUUGGUGGAAUUCAGGGUGUUUCGGUUUUCGAUGUUAAUGAGAGUGGAAAGGGAUUAGCAUCUUGUGGUAAGAAUCAAAAGUUUGAUUACCCACUUCCCGAUUUAGGGUCUGAGGAACGAAGAGUUUUUCUGAGUGAAGAAGACCCAUGUGGAAAAAACUUGUUAGAUUGUGAAAUGAGAAAUUUGAGGUCUCAGAUGUGUCCAUUGAAACCUAGGGAUGGAAAUCUGCGUGUGGAAAAUAAUUGUUCAAUGCAAUUUCUGCCAGGGCAAUCAAGUGGUGUUCUAUGUAAUGGACUUGGGAUUUCAGGUCAGCCUGAUGCAGCGUCACAGGGUUUAAAGCCACCAAAUAAUUCUGGUGUGAUUUCAAUGUGUAAUGGUUUUGAUGCUAAGCAUGAUUUAUGGAACAGUGAGCAAGGGUCAUUGAGUAAUUUUAAUACAGAGAACAUCAUGCCAUGGGCUGCUAAUUCUAAUCCAGUGAACACUCAUCUGGAACCAGUAUAUUACAACAAUCCAUGGGCUGAAAGUCCCUAUAGUAUAAAAGCUAGAGAGGCAGCGUGGGGUUUUCAGAAUGUGCUCCGGAACCAUAAGUUCAGCAAGAAUAGUAUCAGUAAUCAGGGGACGUAUCCAUACUAUUUCCAGAAUCAUAGGAACAACCUAUUGGGGUUAAGGUACCAUCGAAUUGUUAAACUGGAUGGAAGGCUUUCAAGUGGGAAAUUCUAUCUUGGGCCAAAACCAAAUUCCAACAUCUCAAAGCAAGGGCAUUUUUUGAGGUCAUGCUGCUCAAGUUUGUGGAAGCCUUCGCCUGGUCUUCCUGAGCAUGCCUCAUUAGAGGUGGCAAGCAUGAUGAAUCCUGGUUUUAGUGAUCCUGAUUUUCGAUAUGAAUAUUCAAAUCCCAAGGCAUGUCAUUUAGCUUAUUACAGUGCAUGGGCUAGCAUAGGUAGUCAAUUUCUAUUUACCAAUAAUGAUAGUAAUGGUCCAACUCCUGGUAUAAAAAUGAUGCAUGCCAAACAAUAUCUCAUGGUUGGACAGAAUCAUGGGCUUGAAGUUCCCUAUCGGACUCCCUUUGAGAAUUGCCAUGCAGCACCCAUAUUUUGUGAACCAAUUCACUGCAAUCUUCAGAGCAGCCGAUCCGCUGCUGAUUCACAAGAUGUCAGUACAAACUCUGCCUUGUCAAAUGAUAUGGGCUAUAGCAAUGGAAAAGAAUUCGUGUGCAAUACCCAGUUGUCUGAUGCAGAAGCAUGUAAGAAUGUAAAAAGCAACUAUAAGGAUGGCGAUGGCACUCAUAAUUUGCAAGGUGAAGUUGCAUCUUCAGUUGAUCUUUUGUGUAACCUUUCAUUGUCAUUAUCCAAAGGAGUGCAACCUCGUGCCCAUUCUUCUCAUGGUAGCAACAAUGUUUCUGACGCCUUGAUCACGCCUCAAUCAAAGCCUUUAGAUCUCAUGGAUGAAGUGCAGAUCGACAAAGGCCCUCAAGUUGAUCAAUCAAGUGGAAACGGAUCUAAUCCUUCACCCAAGAACAUGGAUGGAUUGGAAAAGGAUCACAUCCAAGUAGAAGCAAUGCAACAUGACCUUCUAUCUGAUUUAAAAAUUGAUGAAAAGAAAGAAGCUAACGAAGGUAGAAAAUGCUUUAAGGUGAUUGGAAGAAUCUCAAGUGGCAUGACUGCAUUUUUUACUCAUCUUGCUACUAGAGAGCUUCAGACUAUUAAGAGUUCAGACUUGGAAUACAUAAAAGAACUUGGUGCGGGUGCAUAUGGAACUGUCUUCUAUGGAAAAUGGAAGGGGUCUGAUGUUGCAAUUAAGAGGUUAAAGCCAAGUUGCUUCUCCGAAGGUUCAGUGGAGGAGGAGCGAUUGGAAAAUAUCCAUAAGACAUUUCUACAGUACUGCUUUUGUGCAACUUUCUCCGAUUGGUCAUCUCUAAUGUUUAUGUGAUCAUCUGAUAGAGUUAUUUCUGCAGUACUGUUCUUCUGAAACUUGAUCAUUUCCAAUGAUUAUUCAU
Theobroma cacao (cacao) is the source of this 2518-nucleotide messenger RNA. Lineage: Eukaryota; Viridiplantae; Streptophyta; Magnoliopsida; Malvales; Malvaceae. The record is from RefSeq and is a predicted model, not a curated record.